GACGAUAGAUUAGCCGGCCUGCUAAGUGUUAAACCUGCUCGACACUCGGCUGCUUCUGUCUGAGUUUUAACAGCAGCUCGUGGUCACAGGUUCGGGUCGAUCAUCGUGUUUUCUCCGUUUUUUUUUCACCGUUAAAAGGUCUAAAAAUGUCGAGUGAUUCAGUGAAACUGUCGAAGAACCUGCUGCGGAUGAAGGUGAGAGAUUUAUUCAGUCUUCAUUUAGCUGAUGUUAGCUUUAGCUCUGUGGAGGGGAAACGCUGCUCCGAAUGUCGUUAAGAAAUCACGCAAGAGUGAAAUUCUUGCGGUUUUUGAGAAGCUUGCUGAAGUUAAACAUCUAUAGGUGCAUUUUUAAAGUAAAGUAUUAAUCAUUUAAUCAUUCGGCAUUAAUCAGAUCGAUCAAAUCAGUUCAGUUUGUUGAAAAAUCAUGAAAUAAUCUGACCCACACGGACUUCCUGUGGAUGUUCCGUAUGAUUGUACAAUCGACGGCAUGUGUGAAUGAGGUUUGGUGAGAGAGAUAGGAAGGUUUUCUUCUUUAGUGUAACGACAUUAUUCAAAGUUAUACAAAGAGAUUUUUUCUUUUUCUUUAAAUCUCUAAUUUUAAAUGAAGGUUCCGGACUAUAAACUCUUUACUUCAAACUGUUUAUUUUGUGUUCAUUUAUCUUUGACACGGACACUUGUUUGGUGUACAGAUGGAUUAUUGUGUUCUGUGUUUGUGUUAAAGUUCGGGACAUGUUCGGGGUGUGUAAAGUGAACUUUUGUGUGUUUUUGUCCCAGUUUAUGCAGAGAGGUCUGGACGCUGAGACCAAGAAGCAGCUGGAGGAGGACGAGAAGAGGAUCAUCAGUGAUGAACAUUGGUACCUGGACCUGCCGGAGCUCAAGACCAAAGAGUGAGUUUGAUCAUCAGGAACUUUACGUGAUCAGGAUCAGUUUAUGAUGAGUGGACUUCAGUGAAAGUGGUUCAUUCUGUCGGAUCAGAACUUGUUCAUGGUUUUUAACUCUAAAAGUCCAUCAGCCAAACCUUCACAGCUCUGUUUUUACAGGUGAAGUCAGAGGAAGUUCAUUUAUCGAACAAAGAUCCAGAAACUCUCUGUCCUUGGUUUAUUAAAAAAGAGGUUGAAGGUUUGAUUUUUCUUCUUCCUCAGGAACCUGAUCAUCGAGGAGAGGAGUUUUGUUCCCUGUGAAGACCUGAUGUUCGGUCGGAUCUCCUUCAAAGGUUUUAACCCCGAGGUCGAGGUUCGUCUCAAGAUUUUAGGGUUUCCAACUCGUCUCUGUCUUUUCUGCACGCCUUCGUUUCAUUUGUCCUCAGAGCCUCAAAUAAAGAAAACGAGUAAAUAAGAAAAACCUGCAAGACUUCAGGAAGGAAAGGCGAGAAUAUGAGUUUAUAAAUAUUAACCUGACUGAUGAAAACUGAGAGAAACUCCUCAAACUCCAGUUUGCCCCUCUGUGCCUCCGUACAGAGUCAGGAGGUCUUAAAUCCUGAACUUUGUCGUUGCUGCAGAAACUCAUGGCUCUGCUGAAUCCAAAAGACCAGACCGACAACGAGGAAGAAGAAGACCAGAGCAAGAUGCAGACGGACGUCACAGACGAGGAGAUGGCUCUGAGGUAACCAUGGAGAUGGUGAUGAGGAGGGUCUGUCACAGGCAGGAUGAGCCUCAUGGGUUUUAAAGUCUGUGUGAGACGUUCAUGAAGGAAGUAACGUUCACUCUUUCUUUGUUGAUGUUCAGGUACGAGAGUUUAGUCGGCAGCAUGAAGAAGAAGUUUGCGAAGAAGCGCGAGCGAGCGGUGAUCGAAGAGGAAGACGAGAACCAGAACGUCGUGGAAACAGACUCGAAGAGAACGUUCCUGAAACCUCAGGACUGACGAGGACACGGACAGACGGACAGACGAGGACACGAGGACACGGACAGACGGACGGACAGACGGACUUUUAUUUGAACGAACUUUUUUUGUGUGUGGAGUUUCUGCAGAGCUGCGUUUGUCGGAGCAGCGAGAGCAGAGUUUCAGCUGUGUGGAUGUCAUACAUCCAGAUUUUUAAAAAAGUGUUUUAAGUUUCAGAGCUUCAGUAAAAACUCUGUGAACAAACGUGUCUGAUUUAUGACCUUAAAGGAACAUUCCAACAUUUACAGAAACACACGUCAUC
Molecule: messenger RNA, 2139 nt
Organism: Xyrichtys novacula (pearly razorfish)
Lineage: Eukaryota; Metazoa; Chordata; Actinopteri; Labriformes; Labridae
Source: the annotation of a GenBank genome assembly